This is a messenger RNA of Aureobasidium namibiae CBS 147.97, 2532 nucleotides long. Its product is annotated as Metallo-hydrolase/oxidoreductase. Lineage: Eukaryota; Fungi; Ascomycota; Dothideomycetes; Dothideales; Saccotheciaceae. The transcript has 6 exons. Gene Ontology annotation, molecular function: RNA endonuclease activity; RNA binding; 5'-3' exonuclease activity. Bases 1 to 2532 code for a protein of 843 amino acids. The record is from RefSeq and is a predicted model, not a curated record. Gene Ontology annotation, cellular component: mRNA cleavage and polyadenylation specificity factor complex. Gene Ontology annotation, biological process: mRNA 3'-end processing by stem-loop binding and cleavage.
AUGGCCACCAAGCGAAAGCUCGACACGGCCACACCCGAGCCCGAAGAGCCCGUCGACCCUUCGGAUGAGCUGAUGUUUCUGUGCUUGGGUGGUGGAAACGAAGUCGGCCGUUCGUGCCAUAUCAUACAAUACAAGGGCAAGACUGUCAUGCUCGAUGCUGGUGCCCAUCCUGCAUACGAUGGCCUGGCUUCACUACCCUUCUAUGACGAGUUCGACCUAAGCACUGUCGACAUUCUUCUCAUUACUCAGCAGCUUUUCCCGCACUUUCAUUUAGACCAUGCCGCCUCUCUGCCCUAUGUCAUGGCAAAGACCAACUUCAAAGGUCGCGUCUUCAUGACCCACCCUACCAAAGCCAUUUACAAGUGGCUGAUGCAAGAUUCCGUUCGCGUGCAAAACACCCAUGCAACUGCGGAACAGCCAACACAACUCUAUACUGAAGCUGACGUCCUCUCGACUCUUCCCAUGAUCCAGACCAUCGCCUUCCACACCACACACACCCAUGCAGGUAUCCGGAUAACCCCGUACCCAGCUGGCCACGUCCUCGGUGCAGCCAUGUACGUGAUUGAGAUUGCUGGUCUCCAUAUCUUGUUCACCGGAGACUACUCAAGAGAGCAUGACCGCCAUCUGAUCCCCGCCUCGGCUCCCAAGGGCGUCAAGGUAGAUGUCUUGAUCACAGAGUCUACUUUUGGUGUUGCCUCUCACAUCCCGCGACUGGAACGCGAGACAGCUCUGAUGAAGAGCUUGACUGGUGUUCUGAACCGCGGAGGGCGCGUUCUCAUGCCUGUUUUUGCCAUUGGCCGUGCACAAGAGCUUCUUCUGAUUCUUGAAGACUACUGGAACCGUCAUCCUGAGUACAGGAAGUAUCCAAUCUACUAUGCCAGUAACUUAGCAAAGAAGUGCAUGCUUGUCUACCAAACGUACAUUGACGCCAUGAACGACAACAUCAAGUCCAUGUUCCAGAACAGGCUUGCUCAAACAGCUGACGGCAGCAACGGUGAAGCUGGCGCUGGAGGCCCUUGGGACUUCCGCUGGAUCCGCAACCUGAAAUCUCUCGACAGGUUUGACGAUGUUGGAGGCUGUGUCAUGCUCGCAUCUCCUGGCAUGCUUCAAAACGGCGUGUCUCGAGCUCUACUCGAGCGAUGGGCACCAGAUCCAAAGAACGGCGUCAUUGUUACUGGUUACAGCGUCGAAGGCACUAUGGCCAAGAUGAUUUUGACUGAGCCCGAAAGCAUCCAAGCCGUUAUGACCGGCAGAGUAGGUGGUAGAGUGCAAGGUGUGGGUGGUCGAGGCAAGCCAGGCGCCGAGGGCGAGAAAGUCAUGAUUCCCCGAAGGUGUACCGUUCAGGAAUAUUCGUUCGCAGCACACGUCGACGGAACCGAGAACCGCGAGUUCAUUGAGGAAGUUGCAGCUCCUGUCGUGAUUUUGGUUCACGGCGAGAAGACAAAUAUGAUGAGACUCAAGUCCAAACUGUUGUCGCUGAACGCAAACAAGUCAACACCCGUCAAGGUCUUCUCCCCGGCAAAUUGCGAAGAGCUUCGAAUCCCUUUCCGACAGGACAAGAUUGCCAAAGUGGUCGGUCGACUUGCAAACCAGAUCCAGAUAUCUACAGCCCCACCUUCACCUCCUAGCUCCGACGAAGAAGGUACAAGGGACGAAAAGAAGUUCAAAACGACGAACGGCGCUCAGGUAGUCUCUGGUGUAUUGGUGCAGAAUGACUUCAAACUUAGCUUGAUGGCGCCCGAAGACCUGAAGGAAUACGCUGGAUUGACAACCACAACUAUUCUCUGCCGCCAAAGACUGACCCUUGCAGCCGCGGGUCUUGAUUUGAUCAAGUGGGCCCUUGAAGGCACUUUUGGAGCCAUCGAAACCAUCUCAUCCCCUUCCAAAGAUAUCAAGGCAGAGGCCAGUGGAAAUGGUGCCACGUAUGAAGAGGCUGAUGAGGAGCUUCAAAGACGUCAGGAGACCGUCUUUGAGGUCAUGGGCUCAGUCAGGGUCAAGGUGGCUGAUCGUGGCGAGGUCGAUGUCGAGUGGGAAGGCAACAUUUCCAAUGACGGAAUCGCAGAUGCUGUUCUUGCCGUCUUGUACACGGUUGAAAGCAGUCCUGCGGCUGUAAAGCAAUCGUCGAGUCCACAUUCACACGACCAUCACGAGAACAAGCGCAAUCUCCACGCUCACAUCAGUCCUUCGGAAAGGCUUUCACGUCUAUGCAUGUUCCUCGAAGCGCAAUUCGGCGAGGACGCCAUCACUCCGAUUUCGAGGCCUAAGCUCAACGUCUCCGAGGUCGACGAUGUCGAUACUUCGGAGGAUUCCAUUGCAGCGGAAAAAGCCAGAGCUCAGCUGGAGAUGGUAGAGUUAGAACGCCUCCACAAAGCAGGCAUCCCUGUGCCAGGCUUGGAGAUCAAGGUAGACAAGAUUGUAGCCAAGGUUUGGCUCGAGACGCUCGAAGUAGAGUGUGGUAUGCGAAGCAUGGCCGACAGGAUCCGUGCCGUGGUAGAACGGGCUGUUGAGGUUGUUGCUCCACUGUGGGAGUAG